Miscanthus lutarioriparius is the source of this 1011-nucleotide messenger RNA. Lineage: Eukaryota; Viridiplantae; Streptophyta; Magnoliopsida; Poales; Poaceae. The record is from the annotation of a GenBank genome assembly.
AUGAAGGGCCUCUUCAAGUCCAAGCCGCGGACGCCCGUCGACAUCGUGCGGCAGACGCGCGAGGGCCUCGUCCAGCUCGACCUCCACUCUGGCUCCCGGAGCGGCGACGCCAAGCGCGAGGAGAAGAUGGCAGAGCUAAGCAAAAAUAUCAGGGACAUGAAGUCUAUCCUUUACGGCAAUGGUGAAUCAGAGCCUGUAACUGAAGCAUGUGUUCAACUGACCCAAGAAUUCUUCAGGGAGAACACUUUACGGCUAUUAAUCAUACAUCUUCCAAAACUAAAUUUGGAGACUAGGAAAGAUGCUACUCAAGUCGUUGCAAACUUGCAAAGACAGCAAGUAUCCUCAAAGAUAGUUGCGUCUGAGUACCUAGAGUCAAAUAAAGAUCUCUUGGACAUUUUAAUUUUAGGGUAUGAGAAUAUGGACAUUGCUUUACAUUAUGGUGCUAUGUUGAGGGAAUGUAUUCGCCACCAAAGCAUUGCAAGGUAUGUUUUAGAGUCUGAACACAUGAAAAAGUUAUUCGACUAUAUACAGCUUCCAAAUUUUGACAUAGCUUCUGAUGCUUCUGCUACCUUUAAGGAACUAUUGACAAGGCAUAAAGCAACCGUGGCUGAAUUUCUCUCCAACAAUUAUGAUUGGUUCUUUGAAGAAUUCAACUCUAGGUUGCUGUCAUCAACCAACUACAUAACAAAAAGGCAAGCUAUCAAGUUGUUGGGAGAUAUGCUGCUGGAUAGAUCAAAUGCUGCAGUCAUGAUGCGCUAUGUUAGUUCCAAAGACAAUCUCAUGAUUCUUAUGAAUCUCUUAAGGGAUUCGAGUAAAAAUAUUCAAAUUGAGGCAUUUCACGUGUUCAAGCUGUUUGCUGCGAAUAAAAACAAACCGCCUGAGGUCGUGAACAUACUGGUCACCAAUAGAAGCAAGCUACUUCGGUUUUUUGCUGGAUUCAAGAUUGACAAAGAGGAUGAACAGUUCGAAGCAGACAAGGAGCAGGUCAUAAAAGAAAUAUCGGCACUUUGA